This is a messenger RNA of Ictidomys tridecemlineatus (thirteen-lined ground squirrel), 3095 nucleotides long. RefSeq names its product zinc finger CW-type and PWWP domain containing 1 (gene Zcwpw1). The record is from RefSeq and is a predicted model, not a curated record. Gene Ontology annotation, cellular component: nucleus. NCBI's taxonomy places the organism in Eukaryota, Metazoa, Chordata, Mammalia, Rodentia, Sciuridae. Gene Ontology annotation, molecular function: zinc ion binding.
AAGGUGCUGGGUGCUGCCAGUUUUGGCACCUGUGUCUGAGGAGAAGGUUUCUCUUCAGGGCGAUGACCAACUCUUGCCCCUUCUCCUCAGAACCUCUGAAACUCCAGCUCACCCCCAAAGGCGAAAAUGACCAGUCCUGUGGCGGGCACCGGCGGUAUGCCGGAGAGCGAGGCUCCCAGGCCAGGGGCGCCCGGGGACACCGGCCCCUGGGGGAGUCUUGGUGGGGAGGGGACCGGCUAGUCGCCGGUCCACCCUCAGGGGAGUCGAGAACCUUUGGCUCUGUCCUUAAGAACUGGUGAGGGGAAAGGGAAAAAUGGAAGCUCGUCCGCAGUCGGGCUCGACCUCGCGCCCUUUGAGGGGAGGUGGCGCGGCGCCUGAGAGGUCACAGGGGACGUGCUUCUUUAAGCGAAAGCCAUCCAAAAGCCCGGUUCGGGGGUUUACAGCUGCUGGGGAGGGGUGUCCCACAGCAGGAACGUGAGGGCCACCAGCCAUCGCGCUAGAGAAGCGGCCCACCCCGCUUCUUUGCACCCUCUGAACUAAGAAGCUGUAGUUUACGGUGAAUUUAUUGAUAAGCUGUGAGAAGUUUAGUUCGGGUAGUUGCUUCUGAGGGUAAAUAACUUGGUGUGGGCAUAAGGGUUCCUGGAAACGACUUUUCAUCUUGUGAAAAAGCUGAAAAAUCAGGUUUGUGGAGCGCGCAUGCGCCCGAGCCCACCUACGCCCAGAAUGGACCCUGCUGCCAUUCACGGCUCGGGAAUGAGCGCGAACCACGUGCUGCUAGACAGUGAAGCCCAGGGGAGCUCAGACUCUGAGACUUUACAGCCUUUAAAUAAGUUCUGAGGCUCAUAGAGUCCAUGGUAAAGUACAAUUCUAAAGGAUUUGCUUUUCUUAGACUAACGACUGGAGGAACAAUAUGAAGAGGGAAUCUUAAAAGGCGGAAUUAACUUUUUUUAAUAUUGCCAAGACUAAAUUAUUUUACUAGAGGCAAAGAAAGCUGUGUUUCUCAGCUGAAUGAUGACAACAUUGCAGAAGAAAGAAGAAUGUGGGAAGGGAUCAAAGAAACCCUUUGCCCCACCUACACAAAAAUUGCAUAGCAUGAUACCGCAUGGCCCCAACUCACACAGAGACGAGACCCUGGGGAUCAGUUCUCCAGUGGCAGAAGCCAAGGCAAGCCCACCAAAAGCCAGGUUAGAGAAGGAGGAAAAGGCAACUACAGAGGAUGGUCCAGGGGUUGGUCAGGAGAAAAAAGGAAAGGCUCAAGACAAGCCAGCAGAGAAGAAGGAAAAGGGAAAAUCAAGUCUUACCAAUGCAGAAUUUGAAGAGAUUGUCCAGAUUGUGCUUCAGAAGUCCCUUCAGGAGUGCUUGGGUACGGCUUGUGGGAUGGGAUCUGGUCUUAAUUUUGCAGAGACUACCUGUGUUCAGACCAAUUCCCAGUCAGACAAAGAACCAGGCAUUGCUUCUGCUACUGAUAAUGAUAACGCUGUUGGAGAGUGGAAAAUGAUACCUCAUACUCCAGAGACUUCAGCCUCUGUAGAAGAUGUCCCAGAGAUAAGAACAUCUAAAUCAGCCCAACUGGUUCCUGCACCUUCUGAGAAGAAAUUUAAUAGACUUUCCUUAAGCAAAAGAAAGAGGGAAGCUCAAGAUGAAAAAAUGGAGAAAGUUCAAGGUGGACAUGAGUGCAGAGAGAAAGACCAUCCAGAGAAAAUAAUUCAGGGUGAUUCUCAGAUCAGGGGUCAGCAAAAAGGGGAAGAAAGUGGUUUUGGUCAAUGUUUAGUUUGGGUCCAGUGUUCCUCUCCAAACUGUGAGAAAUGGAGGCGGCUGCGUGGGAACAUUGACCCUUCAGUUCUCCCAGAUAAUUGGUCUUGUGACCAGAAUACAGACUUGGAUUAUAAUCGCUGUGAUAUUCCUGAGGAGAUCUGGACAGGGCGUGAGAGUGAUGUGGCCUAUGCCUCCUAUGUCCCAGGAUCCAUCAUCUGGGCCAAGCAGUAUGGUUACCCCUGGUGGCCAGGCAUGGUCGAAUCUGAUCCUGACCUGGGGGAAUAUUUUCUCUUUGCUUCUCAUCUUGAUUCUCUGCCGUCUAAAUACCACGUGACAUUUUUUGGAGAAACAGUUUCUCGUGCUUGGAUCCCAGUCAACAUGCUAAAGAAUUUCCAGGAGCUGUCCCUGGAGCUAGCGGGAAUGAAAAAGUGCAGGAAUAAGGACUACAGCCAGAAACUGGUGGCAGCCAUCAUGAUGGCUCAGAAGGCAGAACAGAUCAACAUUGGGGAGCGGGUCAACUUAUUUGGUUUCUGGAGCCGUUAUGGUGGAUCUGACAGCAGUGGAAAUGGAAAAGACCUAAUACUUUCUGGGGCUAAUAGCCCAGAGUCCUACUUGGAAAAAGAAGAGGAGGAAUCAGAGAUAGAGGAGGAGAAAGAAGAGAAGAGAGAUCCAACUUUGCCUGGACCAAAGCCAACCAAAACACAUUCAAAAAAGCCCAAGGCAAGACCAGCCAUGGCAGAUAGACAAGACAGGACCCUAAAAAAGAAGAUAGUGAAGAGACCUCUGGGCAGUGAAUCCAUAGUGCCUCCUGCACCUAUUACGGGAAGGAAAGAAGGACAAAGGAAUUCUGAUCUGGACCAGCCAGGCCUUAAGAAAAAAUUUCAAGUUCCCCAAACCAAGGCCUCAGCAACCAACUUGUCUCAGGAAAAAGAACUUAGAAUGAUGCCGAAGGGCCUGACCCCACCAGCUCAUCACAUGGCCUGUCCCUUGGAGGGGAAAGAAGGGCCUAGACCCCAGGAACCACCGACUAAGAAGGCUGAAAGUAUCCCCACUGAAGAUGAAGCUUCCAGUGACCUGGACCUGGAGCAACUCAUGGAAGAUAUUGGAGGAGAGUCCAAGGAGCAAGGGGAGCCACAGCAUGGAGAGGAUGCAGGGGGGUUCCCUGCAGCCUUCUUUGAGGAGUAGUCCUCUGCUCUUAUCCUACUAUUCUCUGCAGCAGGGGAGUCUCUUGGGAGGUCCCUGAGCAGUUGAUAAUUUUGGGGUUGUUAGUUGGCUACAAGUUCAAGUCAGUUGUGUAGUUUAUGUGUUAAUAAAGCAGGUUACUGAUGUGAUUUGUUUGG